Messenger RNA from Ostrinia furnacalis (Asian corn borer), 982 nucleotides. RefSeq names its product segmentation polarity homeobox protein engrailed. Gene Ontology annotation, cellular component: nucleus. NCBI's taxonomy places the organism in Eukaryota, Metazoa, Arthropoda, Insecta, Lepidoptera, Crambidae. The annotation marks the transcript as partial. The transcript has a single exon. Gene Ontology annotation, molecular function: DNA-binding transcription factor activity, RNA polymerase II-specific; RNA polymerase II cis-regulatory region sequence-specific DNA binding. The record is from RefSeq and is a predicted model, not a curated record. Gene Ontology annotation, biological process: neuron differentiation; regulation of transcription by RNA polymerase II.
CGCAGCCGUGGCGAACGCAGUCUCGUGCGCUGACGUUUCAAUUAGUGACAGCUGACGCGACGACAGAUUAAGAAAUCAUCAGCUCAAUAAAUAUUAAUAUAUUUAAAGCGCAUACAGAUAAUCGACGCGGACGCAAAGACAUGUUUUCAUGAAUUUUAACGUGAAUUGAAACUGAGUGUGUUAGUUUUUACGGACGAUUCAGUGAUGGCUUUCGAAGACCGGUGCAGUCCGAACCAGGCGAACAGCCCAGGCCCAGUGGCAGGGAGAGUGCCGCCUCCUCACCCCGAGAAUCCGAUGAGCUACUGCCCGCCCAGCCAGUAUACUUGCACGACGAUUGAAUCAAGGUACGAGAGAGGAUCCCCCAAUAUGACCAUCGUGAAGGUUCAACCGACCUCACCACCUCCCAGUCCGGAACAAAACCAAAGCGAAGAAAACUACCAAAAUUAUUACAGACCUGAGACUCCGGACGUCAAGCCUCGCAUUGCGGACGACAGAUUCGACCCGGAGCGAAUGCGUGCCCAACAACAAACCACUCCCAUAGCCUUUUCUAUAACCAAUAUCUUGCAUCCUGAAUUUGGGUUGACAGCUAUAAGAAAAACAAGCAAGAUCGAAGGUCCGAAACCCGUUGGACCCAACCACAGUAUUUUGUACAAACCGUACGAUUUAUCGAAAGCGCAAACUGAUUAUCAGAAGUACAGUUUCGAUUAUUUAAAAUCAAAAGAGAGCGAGUUCAAUCCUUUACCUCCUUUGGGGGGUUUGAGGCAGACUGUCUCUCAAAUUGGGGAGGUGCAGAAAGAGAAGGAGAUACCAAAGAUAGUGGAACCGCAGAAGAGGCCAGAUUCUGCGAGUUCGAUCGUUUCUUCGACGUCGAGCGGGGCACCGUCGACUUGUGGGAGCACUGACACCAACAACCAGGGCUCCAACGCGACCCUAUGGCCGGCGUGGGUGUAUUGCACCAGAUACAGUGACCGACCUAGUUCUG